Molecule: messenger RNA, 1282 nt
Organism: Branchiostoma belcheri (Belcher's lancelet)
Lineage: Eukaryota; Metazoa; Chordata; Leptocardii; Amphioxiformes; Branchiostomatidae
Product: complement component C1q receptor-like
Exons: 7
Coding region: 68-1282 (404 amino acids)
Molecular function (GO): calcium ion binding
Source: RefSeq, a predicted model, not a curated record
UAUGUGUUAACUGAAGCUGAAGAUCGGAGAGCAGCAUUCGACGCCCGGUUGUGUUUAUGGGGAGAAGAUGAACACACCACUUGUUGCCAAUAAUAACAGCAAAUCCGCGUUGUUACGACCCAACAUGUCUGUCAGAUCAUUUGGAUACAGUGUCGCCCUUACAACGCUAUGUGUUUUCGUAGUUCUAACAGACGCGAGUGGGAUGUGUAAUUGGGCAAGUCACAAUGGCCACUGUUUCCGAUUAUCUGCCAGUCCUAAUACUUACACAGAGGCUAAGGCCGCCUGUAAUAGUAUUGGAGCUCAUCUGGCGUUCUCUAAAGAUCAAGCCACAAAUGACUUCUUAGUCAGUCUGAUGAGUGGAUCAGCAACAGAUGCGUGGAUUGGUUUAACAGACUUUCAACAGGAAAACAAUUUUGUCUGGAAUGACGGAAGUACACUAGGUACCUUUCGAAAAUGGGCAACCGGUGAGCCAAAUGACGGUCCCGGCUCUCAAGCGGAUUGCGUUCGUAUUUUGUUGGGAGGCCAAUGGAAGGACUACAGCUGCUCUGGCACAUUUAAAUUCAUCUGCGAAACAGACACGGACGUCUGUUUGCAUGAUCAGUGUGACGCCCAGGCCACCUGUACGGAUAAUCCUCCUCCUGCCCUUGAUGCGACUUGUACCUGCAACACUGGAUAUACUGGAGAUGGUCUCGCUAGUGGAACUGGAUGUUCAGACACAGACGCCUGUCUGGCUAAUCCGUGUGACGCCCAGGCCACCUGUACGGAUAAUCCUCCUCCUGCCCUUGAUGCGACUUGUACCUGCAACACUGGAUAUACGGGAGAUGGUCUCGUCAGUGGAACUGGAUGUUCAGACACAGACGCCUGUCUGGCUAAUCCAUGUGACGCCCAGGCCACCUGUACGGAUAAUCCUCCUCCUGCCCUUGAUGCGACUUGUACCUGUAACACUGGAUACACAGGAGAUGGGCUUGUUGUUGGAGCUGGAUGUUCAGACAUAGACGCCUGCCUAGCUAAUCCAUGUGACGCCCAGGCCACCUGUACGGAUAAUCCUCCUCCUGCCCUUGAUGCGACUUGUACCUGCAACACUGGAUAUACAGGAGAUGGUCUCGUCAGUGGAACUGGAUGUUCAGACACAGACGCCUGCCUGGCUAAUCCGUGUGACGCCCAGGCCACCUGUACGGAUAAUCCUCCUCCUGCCCUUGGUGCGACUUGUAUCUGCAACACUGGAUAUACAGGAGAUGGUCUCGUCAGUGGAACUGGAUGUUCAGGUAUUCCGUUUAUGUAA